Molecule: messenger RNA, 2839 nt
Organism: Onychomys torridus (southern grasshopper mouse)
Lineage: Eukaryota; Metazoa; Chordata; Mammalia; Rodentia; Cricetidae
Gene: Yy2
Product: YY2 transcription factor
Exons: 1
Coding region: 46-1164 (372 amino acids)
Biological process (GO): regulation of transcription by RNA polymerase II
Cellular component (GO): PcG protein complex; transcription regulator complex
Molecular function (GO): RNA polymerase II cis-regulatory region sequence-specific DNA binding; DNA-binding transcription factor activity, RNA polymerase II-specific
Source: RefSeq, a predicted model, not a curated record
UCUCCCACCUGCUUGCUACCCAGUACUGCUACGUGGGUCUCAGCCAUGGCCUCAGAGAAACUUCUCUGUCUCACCUCAGAAAACGCAGAGAUUCCCGAUGAUUUUGUGGAGCUUCAGCCACUCAAUGUAGAAACGGUUUCUUUGGAAACCAGUGCAAUUCAAACCAUCGAAUUGUACGAAGACGUAGGUGUCGAUUGGGCACAUGGUGGCCACUACCACUCUCCUCUUAUUGCUCUGCAGCCACUUGCAGGCAGUACCCACAGUAAUGGGGACCAUGAUCAGGAAAUGGUCAUCGUGCAGACACAAGAGGAGGUGGUGGGCUAUCAGGACUCAGACAACCUGCUAAUCAGUGAUUUUGAAAGCCAGAUGGUUGUUCCAGUUACUAAUCAAGACGACUAUCUCCAGCCGACCACUUCCUCUUUGUCAGGCUUCUUGGAGGCAGAGCAUGGUCAAGGUGAGCUCAGCCCCUAUGAAGGGAAUCUCUGUAGUUUGGCGACCAUUCUCGAGGCCAGUGUAGAAGAAGGCAUGAACCCUGACCUGGGCGACAAACAGUGGGAGCAGAAGCAGAUAGAAAUCGAAGCUCUUGCAGGAGAAUUACCCUUUGCCAUGUGGGAGGCUACUGAACAAGAAGAUCCCAUGGUGGGAGGGCAGGCUGACGACUCACCUCCUGAUUAUUCCGAAUACAUGACAGGAAAGAAAUUUCCUCCUGAAGGAAUACCUGGCAUUGACCUGUCUGAUCCCAAACAGCUGGCAGAAUUUACAAGCAUGAAACCGAAAAAGCCCAAAGGAGACUUCCCAAGACCUAUUGCUUGCUCUCAUAAAGGCUGCGAGAAGAUGUUCAAGGAUAAUGCCGCCAUGAAAAAGCAUUUGCACAUCCAUGGGCCUAAAGAGCACAUCUGUGCAGAAUGUGGCAAAGCCUUUGUUGAGAGUUCAAAGCUGAAACGUCAUCAGCUGGUUCACACUGGAGAGAAGCCCUACCAAUGUACCUUUGAAGGCUGUGGGAGACGCUUUUCCCUGGAUUUCAAUCUGCGCACUCAUGUUCGAAUUCAUACUGGAGACAAGCCCUUUGUGUGCCCAUUUGAUGCCUGCAACAAGAAGUUCGCUCAGUCGACCAACUUGAAAUCACAUAUUUUAACACAUGUUAAGAGCAAGAAUGACCAUUAAAAAAAAGUGAAAAGAUCCCUCUGAAGCCUGGGAAAUAUUUUACACUAAUGUGCCUGGGAAUAAAUAUGCCUCGUUUGAAUAGUUCUAGAAAAGUUAUUGCAGAUGAAUUCUACAUAUCUGAGGUUUAUCUUUUGAGAGAGUAAAAGUUAAAAGUUUUAUGUUGGUAAGAUGCCCUAUUUUGUGCUGCAGUGGAGUUUUUGUGAAGUUUGGUUUCAACAAGAUAGACUAAUUCACUAACCUCACAUUGUUGCUGAGAUGCCAUGUGUUUUGUACUGAUAUUUUUUGAAGCUUGGUUUCAACAAGAGACUAAUUCACAAAGCUCAUAUUGUUGCUAAAGAUGGCCUUUGUUAUUUUGCACUGGACUUUUUUGAGAAGUUUGGUUUCAACAGGAGACUAAAUCAUGAACCUCAUAUUGCUAAAAUAUCCUAUCUUCUGCAGUGGUAUUUUCAUGAAACUAGUUUGAACAAGAGACUAUUUCACAAACUAGAUAUGCUAAAAUGACCUGUUUUAUUCUGCAGUGGUAUUUUUAUGAAACUUGCUUUCAACAGGAGGCUAACUCAGAAACCAUUGUUUGUAAAGAUGGCCUGUGUUAUUUUGCUCUGAAGUGUUUUGAGAAGCUCAGAUUCAGCAGGAGACUAAAUCAUAAGCCUCUUUGUUGCUAAGAUGCUCUGUGUUUUCUGCAGGGUGAUUUUUUUGUGGUUUGAUUUCAACAGGAGACUACAUCAUAAACCUCAUAUUGCUAAGGUAUCCUAUCUUCUUAAGUAUUUUUUGUAAAGUUUUUAACAAGAGACGAUUUCAUGACCGUCAUAUGCUAAAAUGACUGCUUUAUUCUGCAGUGGUGUUUUUAUGAAACUUGCUUUCAACAGGAGACUAAUUCAUGAACCUCAUAUUGCUAAGGUGCCCUGUAUUCUUCUACAUAGUGUUAUUGUAAGUUGGUUUUGACAGGAGAAUAAUUCAUGAUACCUUACAGCAUAAUGUUGCCAAUAUGUCCUGUUUUGUUCUGCAGUGGUGUUUUUGUCAAGUUUUGUUUACAGGAGACUAAUUCAUCAGCCCCAUAUUCUCGAUAAGAUGCUCUGUCUUAUUUAGCAAUGGUGCUUUUGUGAAGUUUGGUUUUGGCAGGAGAAUAAGCUCAUAAAAUGCAUGUCAAAUUACAUUUCUUUAUACAACUGUGUUAGAAAUGGCACUUUUGCAUUCUCAUGAAUAAGAAGUUUACUUACUACUUACAUUUUUUUAAAUAGUGUAUUCCAAGUGCUCAUGUUUAUACUUUUAGGAAUAUGCUUAGUAAUUGUAUAUAUGGUUUCUGUGGAGUUGAUGUUUGUAAGAGGUAGUCUUUAAAACAUGGGCAGUUUUAUACAUACAUAUUAUCCUGCUAAAGAAAUGUUACAGGUUUGUUUGCUGUCUUAAUUUUGGCACUAUUCCUUGAUGUCAAGACAUUUUGUGUAAGUUUCUCUUAGCCGUAUUGUGCGGUAUAGAAUAUUAGAUGAUUUAGUCAUAUUAGCCAAUUUAAGCAUCUUUUAGUCACUUCAUCCCCUCCCCUCAUAGUACCUAAGAUGCUGUUGUUGAGUGUAAUUUCUUUGAUCAAUUAAGAGUAGUGUUUGAUUUUAUACUAUUUUGUCUUCAAAUUGAUUGCAUGUUUGGUGUAUACUUUUGUGUGGUAGAAAAAGCAAAAAUAAAG